GACCUGUCCCGUGUCCGGGCUCUUCACCUCCACCUCUCUCCGCAGUUUUUUCUCGGACGAAUCUCAUUGUAAACCCUCUUAGUUCUCAGCGAAGCCAAAGGGGAAAAAAAACGCUGUUGGCAGAAGCCGCUCCCCUCCCCCAUGGCGGAGAAGCCGCAGCCGGUGCGCGUCCUCUACUGCGGCGUCUGCGGCCUCCCCGCCGAGUACUGCGAGUUCGGCCCCGACUUCGACAAGUGCAAGCCCUGGCUCCGCCAAAACGCCCCCCAUCUCUACCCCGAUCUCCUCAACGAUGCCAAGGAGAAGGACGUCGACAAGGCAGCGGAGCAGCUCCAGGCGGUGGGGAUUUCCGGCGCCGGAGACGGCGGAGGUGAGGGCUCCAGUGCGAAUUCAGGCAGCACAUCAGGGUCUAAGCAAGAAGAAGUAAAACGCCUUCCUGGCGGUAAAAUAAAGAAGAAAGAGAAGCAAGAAGUUGUGAUUGAGAAGAUUGUCCGAAACAAGCGCAAGUGUGUUACUGUUGUAAAAGGCCUUGAAUUAUUUGGCAUAAAACUCAGUGAUGCUUCUAAGAAGCUUGGAAAGAAGUUUGCUACUGGGGCUUCUGUUGUUAAGGGCCCAACUGACAAAGAGCAAAUUGAUGUUCAAGGAGACAUAGCAUAUGAUAUUGUGGAGUUCCUAACUGAGACAUGGCCAGAUGUGCCUGAAUCGGCAAUUUUCUUCAUUGAAGAUGGAAGAAAGGUUGCUGCUGCUUGACUCUGCACCUGGGAGGAGCAAAGGAUAAAACACUGUUAUGUAGUUCCAUAUUAAGUUAUAUGGUGGAAUCUGCCCCUCUUUACGAUAUUGUGGCAUUUCCACAAUUUGCUUUGUUAUAAAUCAACUCCUUUCUCUAUUUUCAGAAAUUCCUGUAUUUUCCGGCUAUGUUAAAAAAAACCUGCUUAUCUGAGUUAUAAUCUCGCCGAUGCCUGCGCCGUUUUCUUUUUU
Ananas comosus (pineapple) is the source of this 975-nucleotide messenger RNA. RefSeq names its product translation machinery-associated protein 22. Gene Ontology annotation, molecular function: translation initiation factor activity; mRNA binding. The coding region runs from base 142 to 747 and encodes 201 amino acids. Gene Ontology annotation, biological process: translation reinitiation; formation of translation preinitiation complex. NCBI's taxonomy places the organism in Eukaryota, Viridiplantae, Streptophyta, Magnoliopsida, Poales, Bromeliaceae. The record is from RefSeq and is a predicted model, not a curated record. The transcript is spliced from 7 exons.